This is a messenger RNA of Coregonus clupeaformis (lake whitefish), 2704 nucleotides long. RefSeq names its product F-box protein 22 (gene fbxo22). Gene Ontology annotation, biological process: protein polyubiquitination; regulation of skeletal muscle fiber development; positive regulation of proteasomal ubiquitin-dependent protein catabolic process. The transcript is spliced from 7 exons. The coding region runs from base 84 to 1247 and encodes 387 amino acids. NCBI's taxonomy places the organism in Eukaryota, Metazoa, Chordata, Actinopteri, Salmoniformes, Salmonidae. The record is from RefSeq and is a predicted model, not a curated record. Gene Ontology annotation, molecular function: protein binding.
UCGAUAUUUAGCUAUGCAAUUUACAUUAGCGAAAGGUCAAAAGACAAGUCCGUAGCUAGCUGCCAAGAUCUUGAGAAGGAAAUAUGGAUGGAAAUACAGAUAUUUCUGGCGUUUCAGAUGAAAGCACGGCAGAAUAUAUACUCAGUAAUGUGGCAGAAGUAGUGGAGAGAAUUUUGACGUUUGUACCAACCAAAUCGCUGCUCCAAAUUGCGUGUGUUUGCAGACUGUGGAUGAACUGUGCACGGAGAGUACUGAGGGUCCAGCAGAAGUUGACGUGGGUGUCUGCCUCUGGACCGUCCAACUAUGACGGCCAUGCUCUCUGCCACAGCCUGGCUGAAGAAGUGGAGAAUGUAUACCUGCUGCCCAAAACAGUCUUGGUUAUGGUGGACAGCGAGACCGUCAGUGGACAAGACUCUUGUUACAAGCAGAAAAAGGCACGCAAGACCCACCACAGUCCAGACUCAGUGGAGGAACUGAACAGGCUGUUCCCCAAUGGAUGUGACAUCAUGGGCAUCGCUACUCCUGGCGUCGUCUUAACCCCCAGUGGCUCCCACUCGGGUCCACCGAAGGAGUUCCAAGAAGGAGAGGCUGGCUACGCUAUCAUGUUCCCUAGGAUGGAGGGAGUGGACAUCCGCCCCUUUCACUUCUGCAAGCGCACCAUCUCAGAGUCACACCUGGAGGAAGCAGGGCUGGUGAAUAACCCUGAUCUGCGUGUGGUGCUGCUGUUUGGCUAUGAGGCCUACAAACCUGGAGCGGCCCGCUUCCUCAACCAGGUCCUGGAGCCUUUGGCACGCAGCAAGGCUCUCAUCGCUGGGGGCCAUGUGGAGAAUGUCUUCUCCCCUGAAAGAGAGUGCUGUGGCCAGGGGUCGUACGGCGUGGUGGGUCUGGCUCUGAGCGGUCCCAGGGUCCAGGGGGCCAGUGUUCUCCUGGAGCAGGAUGUGAGCAGCCCCAAGGAAGCCGAGGCCACCAUCCGGAGGCUGAAAGCCGCCAACCUCCCAGAGAGGAACACCCUGGGCUUCAUGUUCGCCUGCGUGGGCCGCGGACACAACUAUUACAACAACCAGCGUAACGUGGAGGCUGACACCUUCCGCAAGGUGUUCCCCAACAUCCCACUGUUUGGCUUCUUUGGUAACGGGGAGAUCGGGUGUGAUCGUAUCGUGAAGGAGGACUAUACUCUGUGUGACACGGAUACGGACAGUCUGCAGCAUGGAUACACCACUGUUAUGACCCUAGUUCACCUUGGCUGAGGAGUCGAUGGUCGUAUUUACAUUCAAACUGCAGUUUGUUUUGUUCACUUCAGGUUCCUAUUGAUUAGGUACGACACAGAAGAAAACCGUACGAAGCGGAGAGGUACUAUCUUAACUGGCCCAAUAAGAAACACCCGUUUUACGUCACAAAAUGUUUUGAAACUGUGCGCCCUAAUGAAUACAACCCUGGUGUCUAGGUCAGACUAGCGAUCAGGAUCAACAACAUUCUUGUUAUCUCUCAGCGAUGGUGGUAUGUGAUGGUGUUUGAAGUGGAUUACAGCAUGUAGAUGUCUUUCUUUCAGUUGUGUUCAACUUUUCCCAAUGUAAAGUUUUAAGUUUGUCAAUUUUGGGGGGGAAAUGCAAUGUUUUAUCUGCUGCGAUAGAAGCAAAUACUUACUUGAUCAUGCAUUGAUCAGUUUGAAACUUGAAUAGGAAAUAUUGCUGAUAUGUUAGUGAGUUUAACAAGGUGCUGAUGGGAAUCAGAGAAGAAAAUACUGUCCAUUCAUCUCAGUCCUCUGUUACAAAAUAAUACAGUGGACUUCCCCAUGUAAAACAUGUAUAUAUUAUCCCGAUUACUCCCCAAAUGUUAUGCACAUAUUCAAAACAUAUAACUGAAACUAACUAAUAAUCUUGACCAGAUGGUUUCUUAUACCUUGUGGUGAAAAGUUACCAACACUUUUGUUACCCAAUUAACAAAUAUAAUUGUUAUUAAUUAUUAUAAAUAAUUGUUGAGAAUACCGAUCAGGCACUUUUUAUUUAGGAAGAUAAGGAAAGGAACAUGUUUUGAACCUUUGAGAAAAAUUUAGUUUGUCUUGAUUUCAAUGUUUUCUCCUGUAUGCCCCUCUUUUAGUGUUAGAUAUGGAGAAAACCUUUUUGAAAUGCAAUUAAAUCAAGGCCUGUUCCUACUACCUUUUAGAAGACUAUUUCACACACUGGGCAAUUCCAUGGUAAUAGAGUGAUGCUGAGACUCAGAUGUUUCACUUGAAAAUGUAUGUCAAACAAAAACCAAUGAUUGCAAAGUUUAACAAACCAUACAACUCUAUGCACAAGGAUGACUUUUGACAAAUUCCACAGAAAAUUUUACAGAAACAUAUACUUGAAGAACAGUGCAGAUGCAAAGUUUGGUAACAGAAAGAGGCUUUGUGCUGUUGGUGCUGUCAUUCUGUUAGCGUGGAAUUGCCUCACUAGUUCUAUUUACUCAAAUGGAUUCCGUGGUUUAGACAGAAUCUUUCUCUCUGCUGUGUCGUUCUUCAUACUACCUUGUAAGGUCAUAUUUCUUGCUUCAUUGGAACUGAUGGUUUUAAAAUUCAUGUUAUUAUUUUACGUGUUCCACUCUCCAACAGGGUAUUCCCGCUAUUAUAUGAUUUGUGUGUACAAACAUAGUUUUGUAGUCGGGAUUCUGUACAAUAUUCUGCUUCAUUCAUUGAAUUUACGAACAUAUUAUAAUUCUGAAGACA